ACUCCUGAGUUCCUGACAUGGUAAGCACAUUUCACUUUCAGACAGCAAAAACCAAAGAUGAACGGGGAGAAUUACUUCCGUAAAUACCUGAAGCUCUGGCCUUGUUAUUAUUAUAGAGCACAGGAACCUGGAAUCCCAUUCACAUCAAAACUAUUAUCCCUAAACUUUCAAACACUCUCCUUCUCCCGAGUGAUCUUAGCAACCCAAGAAUUUCAGCUUAUCCAAACCACUUCAAUGGGGCUUGAUCAUGAACCUCACUUCUUUCAUUUCAUACUGAACCAAUAAACCAAUCAUUUCCUAUAUGGAGUUCAAAGAGGGUCUGUUGAGAUUAGUUGUCCAGAAAUCCAAAGAAACCAAUACCAUUUACGUCGCCGGAGAUAGAUUAAAUGAGAUUACAACCACUGCCCGGAGUCCAAGCCGGAGAUGGAAGCUCUUCCACAGAUCCUCAUCAGCAAUCCCAUCAAAACCUAUUUCAAAGCCACAAAUCCCAACAGAGUUCAUUUGCCCCAUUUCCGGGUCGCUAAUGUCCGACCCGGUUAUAGUCUCCUCGGGUCACACCUUCGAACGCGUCUGCGUCCAACUCUGCAAAGCCCUCGACUUCACUCCUCAUCUCGUGGACUCUCCCCCACCUGAUUUCACCUCCAUCAUCCCAAACCUCGCCUUGAAAUCCACCAUCAUCAACUGGUGUCGAAAUUACUCUAUUGCCCCUCCGACGCCGCCCGAUCCCGUCUCCGCCGAGAAGCUAGUCCGCGCAUCCUGCGAUCGCCGGAAAGUGUCAGUUUCCGAUAACGAGUCGCUGAUCCGAGGCGUGGAGGAGACGCCGAAGGUGAACUUCAACCACGCCGCGACGGAGGUGACUCGCCGGAAAACUCACUUCCACUCCAGCUCCGACGAGUCUGUCAGCGCUGCCGCGUUGACCCCGCCGCUUCCGUUCUCGACUCAGCCGAGCUGCUACUCGUCGCGGUCGUCUUCCUCUUCGGAAAUCGAAACCCUAACGAAUCCGAACGAGGAAGAAGACGGAAUCUUGGCCGGACUGAGAAGCACGCACGUGUCGGAGAUCGAGGCGGCGCUGACGUCACUGAGGAGGAUCACACGGACGAGAGAAGACGCGCGGGCCCACCUCUGCAGCCCACGGCUCCUCUCCGCCUUGAAAACCAUCGUUGUUUCCAGGUACAUUAAUAUUCAGGUGAACUCAGUAGCGGCGCUGGUCAACCUUUCUCUCGAAAAGUCAAACAAGAUCAAGAUCGUACGCUCAGGAAUUCUCCCGCCUUUAAUUGAUGUGCUGAAGGGGGGAUCGGCUGAGGCGCAGGAGCACGCUUCCGGGGUGGUCUUCAGCUUGGCGCUGGAUGACGACUGCAAGACGGCUAUAGGUGUACUAGGGGCUCUCCCGCCUUUGCUUAACUUGCUCAACUCGGAGAGCGAGCGGACUCGGCACGACUCGGCGCUUGGUUUGUAUCAUUUGACAUUGGUGCAGAGCAACCGGUCCAAGUUGGUUAAGCUCGGGGCGGUUCCGGUUCUUUUGAGGAUGGUGAAGUCGGGUCAUAUGGUGGGUCGGGUUUUGCUCAUAUUGGGGAAUUUGAGUUGGUGUGGGGAUGGGCGGGCGGCGAUGUUGGAUUCGGGUGGGGUGGAGUGUUUGGUAGGGGUGUUGAGGGGGAAUGAGAUGGAUUCCCGGUCGAGUCAGGAAAGUUGUGUGGCUGCAUUGUAUGGGUUGAGUCAUGGGGGUUUGAGGUUUAAGGGGUUGGCGAAGGCGGCUGGGGCGGUGGAGGUGUUGAGGGAGGUGGAGAAGAGUGGGAGUGAGAGGGGGAGGGAGAAGGCGAGGAGGAUGUUGGAGAUGAUGAGAGGGAGGGAGAAGGAGGAAGAGGAGGAGGUGGAUUGGGAGGAGUUGCUUGAUUCCGGGUUGGGAAGUCGAACUAGGUUUCAGCUCGGUUGUGGUGGAUUGAGUGGAUCUUGUGUCAACUCGUCGGAGUUUUGA
Messenger RNA from Fragaria vesca subsp. vesca, 1972 nucleotides. Its product is annotated as U-box domain-containing protein 40-like. The record is from RefSeq and is a predicted model, not a curated record. Gene Ontology annotation, molecular function: ubiquitin-protein transferase activity; protein binding. Gene Ontology annotation, cellular component: nucleus; cytoplasm. Gene Ontology annotation, biological process: protein ubiquitination. The coding region runs from base 302 to 1972 and encodes 556 amino acids. The transcript has a single exon. Lineage: Eukaryota; Viridiplantae; Streptophyta; Magnoliopsida; Rosales; Rosaceae.